UUCCGUGACGUGGUUGCACUGACGUAUUUCUGCUGACGUAGGGUUUUCUUCUUCUUCCGGUUCACGCAAACAUGGUGCAACCCAUCCCGCUGUUAGCAGUGCGAGGGUCAGACGGCACCUCUCUGCUGUCCGGACCCACCUGUGAGCCGCUGGCCAACUUCAACAGGGAUGCGCGGCCCUCCAGGUAUGUGACCUUCAGCCGAGAUGGGUCUCUGUUCGGCUGGUGCAACGGACACAGUGUGUCUGUGGUGCGGUGUGCAGACGGCUCCCUGCUCUCGACCUUUGACCUCCCCAAGACCUCCGUACUGAAGAUCUCUCCUCAGAACACCGUGCUGGCUACCUGGCAGCCCUACAGCAGUGUGUAA
This is a messenger RNA of Notothenia coriiceps (black rockcod), 365 nucleotides long. It is a transcript of the gene eif2a, whose product is annotated as eukaryotic translation initiation factor 2A. Bases 72 to 365 code for a protein of 97 amino acids. Gene Ontology annotation, cellular component: cytosolic small ribosomal subunit. Gene Ontology annotation, molecular function: mRNA binding; translation initiation factor activity; tRNA binding. The record is from RefSeq and is a predicted model, not a curated record. The transcript is spliced from 4 exons. Lineage: Eukaryota; Metazoa; Chordata; Actinopteri; Perciformes; Nototheniidae. Gene Ontology annotation, biological process: translational initiation.